Beta vulgaris subsp. vulgaris (sugar beet) is the source of this 2224-nucleotide messenger RNA. RefSeq lists its product as hypothetical. The record is from RefSeq and is a predicted model, not a curated record. Gene Ontology annotation, molecular function: ubiquitin binding. The transcript has 9 exons. Bases 161 to 1981 code for a protein of 606 amino acids. NCBI's taxonomy places the organism in Eukaryota, Viridiplantae, Streptophyta, Magnoliopsida, Caryophyllales, Amaranthaceae.
UUCAUCUUCCAAAGAAUCAUCAAUCGAUUAGUCUUCCAAAGAACUUCAACUGAAAUAAAGUAGAUAAUUUACCCUAGUCGUAUUCUAGCUUAAUUACCCAACCCUCUCUCUCUGCCUCUCUCAUCGUCUUACCAAUUCCAAGGGUUAAUAACUUUGGAGGAUGGGUUUUAGUUCUGUGUACCAGACUUUGAAGGAGCUCUUUCCUCAGGUGGAUACUCGCUUAUUAAAAGCUGUAGCUAUAGAGCAUGCAGAGGAUCCUGAUGGAGCGGUGGAAUCAAUUCUUAUAGAGGUUCUUCCUUUCACCAGUGAGAAGUCUGACGUUGGUACUACCAUUGUUAGAAACAUCGGAAAGAUUGCAGAAACACCCUCUCUGAGCUCUUCAAUUCCGGGAUUAGUGGAAGAAAAAGAGGCUAAUGAUACUCAUCUGCUGAAUGACACCCAUAAUAAUGAUGGUGAUUCCUUAGCUUCAUCGUUUUAUGAUGCAAAUGAUACUGAUGAUUUACAGAAUGGAAACAUCAGAAUUGAAGAGUCGGUAUCAUUUACAAGGUGUGAAGAAAAGAUUGUUGAAACUAGUCAGGCUGAACAAUUGGUCGUCACAUCUGGAAGCUUGAUCGAUGAUAGUAGUACUGAUGAUUGCGUUCAGGCAUUUGAGGAUCAUGAGGGUGAAACUUUUGUUCCUUCUCUUGAUUGUCAGGAGAGAAGAACUGACGUGCAUGUAGAUAAAACUGAUGACGCCUCUUCAUCAACUAUAAAUACUGAAGAUCGUGAAGCUGAUGCCAGCUUAAGUAAUCAAUGGAAUGUGAAUCGGGAUUGUGCUAAGGAUGCUCCGGGCUUUGAGUACUGUCAGGAGCAACAAUUUCAAAAUUGCAACUUGUUGGGAUCAAGGAUUUAUGCUGACAGAGCCUCAACAUCUGUCACAGAGCUGGAAGAUGAGAGUGGAAUGCCCUUUUUUGAUGCUGGUAAUAAAGAAAUGGGUAGCUACGUUGAUGCUGACUUCACACACGAACUCCCCUUGACUGAUCUUGGUGGUGCUGUGGGUGAGACUGCAUCGAGCACUAUAGUUACGCAAUCUGGCCAAAUAUGUAGAAUAAACUUGCUCGAGGACAUUAUUGAGGAAGCAAAAAUCUACAAGGAUUCCUUGUUUACUGCAACGGAAGCAGUGCUCAAGUUGAUUGAGGAUGUAGAACAUCAAGAAAAAGAGGCCGAACAGGCUAAAGCUGCUGCUGAGAGGGGAGGCUUCGACAUCUUGGAGAAGGUGGAAGAAAGAAAGAAGAUGCUUAAACAUGCAAAGGAAGCAAAUGAAAUGCAUGCUGGGGAAGUGUAUGGGGAGAAGUCAAUUUUAGCUACUGAAGUGAGGGAACUGCAGACUCGUCUUCUUGGCCUGGCAGAUGAAAAAGACAAAUCACUUGCUCUGCUAGAUGAGAUGCGAAAAACUCUCGAAGCACGAUUAGCUGCAUCGGAAGAAGAGCGGAAAGCAGCUGAGAAAGAGAUGCUGGAGAAGCAAGAGAUUGCAAGAGGUGCUCUGGUUGAGCAAGAAUUCAUCAUGGAGAAGGUGGUCCAAGAGUCAAAACUGUUGCAGCAAGAAGCUAAAGAGAAUGCAAAGCUAAGGGAUUUCCUUAUGGAGAAAGGUCAUUUCGUCGAUGAACUGCAGGGAGAAAUCUCUGUAAUUUGUCAGGAUGUGAAGUCACUGAAAGAAAAAUUUGAUAAACGUGUAUGUCUCAGUAAGUCUCUUUUCAUUGAGCAGACGAGCUUUCGUAUGGCAUCAUCGACUUCUUCAGUCAGGAGCAUGACCUCUUCAGUCCGGAGCGUGGCUUCAGAUUCCGCCACUGGGCAUGUAGAGACACCCAGAAGGAUUAGUGCAGCUCCCUCAGCUGAGUGUCAAACACCUAAAAGCAAUGUUGGGGAGGAGGCUGAUGGAUCUGUAGUUACUACACAUCACAAUGACCUUUUGGACGAUGACUGGGAACUUUUUGAUUUUUAGAAAUACCUUAAAAUGCUGGAGCCACUUUGUGAAUAUUCGGAAAUUUUGAAUAAGUUCAGCUGUACAGAAUUUCCUAUUUAACUAGUUUGCUUUGGUCCCUUUUUGCUGCUAGCCUGCUACCUAAAUUUGUAGAUAAUAAAUUGCUAAGUGAUCUUGUAAGGUAUUAGUGAUGUUCUUUUGAUUGCUUUGAGUUCCUGUAAAUUUUAUACUACUAUAAAGCUUGCCUUAUGGUUUGCUUUUCAA